AAGAAAUAGGAGAAUAUAUAUAUGCACUUGACGUACAAAUCUGCACUGCAACCACAUAGUUUCCCAAUUGUGGGUUCAAUAAAAGUCUAUCCUAUUAGCAUUUUUAAUAGCUUUAAAUGCUGAAUUUCCCCCAGGGAUCAAUAAAGUACUUCUAUUCUAUUCUAUACACAUGUGGGCGAAAAUAGUAGAAAUAUUUACCAAUGUGAGGCAAUGGUAUUAUUUAAAUUGACAUACCGUCGUCCCUUGUUUGGCUACACGACAUGACCGCAAUAAAUGAUCUCUGUGAAGAAGUAAUCAUUGAUUAUACAUUAUAGAGCAAAAAAUAUAUGUUUAUGAGAAAUCACAACAACAAAAUAUUUAAAUGUCCCCAUGGGGUAUCGUGUGUAUGAUUUUUAGGGACACAAUGAAUGUAUUCCAUUUUUGAAAAAGGCAUAAAUUGUGGAAAAAGUGAAUUGCUGUGAAUACUUAAUGGAUGAACUGUAAAGAUGAAAUGCAGUAUUAAUUUAUUUAAUUGCCUGAUUGGGAAAUGAGCAAACAAACCUGUUUUCAAGGCUUGCAUGGACGUUUUUAUGGAUAUUUUUUCGUAUGGACUUGAAGUCGUCCCUUGUUAAUCACUGUUAAUUGGAAUCAGACAUGUCUGCGAUAAUAUGAAGUAGAAAUCAAUAAUUAUGAAUCAAAUAUUUUCAUAUAAAAAACCUGUUUACAGCCUUAUAAAUUAGUUGUUCAAUACUAUAAGAGCCCUCUAGACAUGAAAUGACACCCUUUAGUCACCUUCACGCUCUUUUAAUCUAAUAUAAUAAUGUUGCCUGUAGCUGAGCCAUUCAGUGGCCACGGUUCUGAAGUGCGCGGUCUGAUUGGUUUGGUCUCUUCUAGUGGCUAAUACUACUGUACCAUUGAUAUUUUUUGUUUAUUUUGCCAUGUUUAUGCUUGAAAAUGCAGAAUAUAAGCCCAGUAUAUGGAAUAUAAUGCUUUUAAAAAAUCAACAAUGUAGUGAAGCGAGAUGUCACAAGGGCUGGCUACUGAAGUUACCAGUAUUGUCCAGUCAGACCUGUGUACCCUACCAAUUUUAGACUGUUUCUAACAAGAUUGGUCAAAAGGCACUCACACAACUACAGAGCACCAUGACUGCUUGAGCUGAUGCUCUGUGGUACUUCCGCGUUAGUUUUUCCAUCCAUCCAUCCAUUUCUACCGCGUGUUUCAACAUGUAAAAAUGCCCUGUUGUGCAGCACGGGGCUGCUCCAUCUGCGAAAAGUGUGGAAACUCUUUAUAUUGCUUUCCCCACAACCUGGAAAGGUGACACCAAUAGAAAGUGAAGGUUCGCCAUCAACACUGGAGAGCCACAAACUACAGUGUCUUGUGUGAGGUGAACACACGGCACAACGUCUGCGUUUUGUUCAGGAGAGAACACACAGAAGCUAAUACAAAUAAUAGAAGAAAUUAACAAUUAAAAAGAUGGUUUGACAAAAACAGACUAUCCUCAAAUCUCAGUAACACUAAAAUAAUGUUAUUCGGUAAAGACUGAAGAAAAAAGUUAAAUACAAAUAGACAGAGUAGACAUUGACAAAGUAAAAUAAAUGAAAUUUGGGGGUGUAAUAAUUGAUGAUUAAAUGAAGUGGAAAUCUCAUAUAAAAAGUAUACAACAAAAUGGCAAGAAAUAUUUAAAUAAUGAAUAGAGCAAAAUAUGUUCUUGAACAAAAAUCCGUCUAUAUUCUCUACUGCUUGCCAGUGUUACCAUAUCUGAGUUAUUGUGCAGAAAUGUGGGGAAAAAAGUACACUUAUUCACUAACAAUGUUACCAAAAAGAAAGAUCAGGUAGAAUAACACGUAAUGUUGACUAUCGAGAACAUUCAAACCCUUUUAUUGUUUGAAUCAAAAUGUAUGAAAUUCAAUGUUUUGAUGCAUUUCAAAAGGUUAAAAUUAUGUACAAAGCAAAAUAAGUGUAAGAAGUUUAGUUUUUGGGUCGUUCUGUAUAUUUCUUUACAUUUAUUGCGUCAUCUGGGAGCAAUAAAUGUCAGAACGACUGCAAUUGCAUGCCUACGGAAGCACACAUUUGGUAGCAAAGAUGGCGCCUCUCGUUUAGUUGGCCAUACUCUUUCUAUAAAGGCUCUGUGGCCAGUGUACUACCGCACCCCCUGCAGGUACUUUUGCUUAAUCGCAUCUCAGAAUUAUAUCCUAUUUGUCAGUGCUAUGGCUAACAAAUUGUAUAGAUAAUAACAUAUAGUAACUGAUCCAAGUUGACUUUAGACUGUUGAUGCCUGUGUUUUUUCAGAGCUAUAUUCCAAUACACGCUGUAAACUGUAAAGGAUACUCGCAGUGCUCCAGUGUCACCUUCUUAGAUAGUGGUGUUGCCUGUGUGAAGAAGAUUAGGCAGCACAGAGCUUAGUGGUGGUGUUACUCCUCUCAUCUUCUUCACUCUGGCUAAUGUGCGAGGAUGGGCGUGUGCUGCACACCACCAUAACUUUCUAGAUCUGCUCAGCAAAAAUAAUGACGUUUAAUCCACUGCUGCUGCUGCUGUUCACAUCCUUCCAGAGGGCAACUUGUCAAGUGUCUGAAUGGAUUGAAGAGGUAGAAGGUAGUGGUGAGACUGAAUGGAUCCUCCAACCAGAUUUUCUAGGGGAUAUCUACUGGUCAGGGAUAGCCCCACUUUGUGUAGGAGGCUGCAAGGCGCGCCACCAGGAGCUCAGACGGGAUCCUUGUGGAGACUCCAGCUGCUGCUGGCUGGGAUACAAGUCCCUGUGCCGAGUGAACUGCGGGAGGCCAGAUGUGGACUACAACGGUAUCGUGUAUGGAAACGACUGGUGGGUGGGAUCCGUGCUGAGCUACGCCUGUCGUCCUGGCUUCAUGCUGGUGGGAAACACCACCAGAACUUGCCUGUCCGAUGGCGUCUGGACUCCCAAGCCUUCCUGCUUGAGAAUGUGCAAAAGGGGCUCCAUUGAAAUCAGUGAGCGGGAACUGAACGGGACGUGCAACUCCACCUGCACAUAUAAAAGUUACUCGGGGCCUCCCAAGCUGGGCUGCACACAGAUACACAACUGCAAGCAGAAGAAGACCGGCUGGAAGCGCUUCUUUGCUCAAUGUGUGCCCUGCAUCUGCGACUGUGCUCUGUCGUGCUUAUCCAAAGGCUGAGCGAGGACUGUAAGUAAGAGGACUUGCUGUGGAUGCAAGUGGUAAUCUUUCAUGACAUUCAUUGAAUUCCUUUUGCAUUUCAUUAUUACUCCGGUUUUGGACGACACAACACUAUUCGAUGGAAUAAGGUCCUACUGAAUGAAAGGCACUGGAAAAGUCACCUUACUAAUGAUCUCAGCCCAAUAUAGUGAAUCAUGGGUAUGUUUCACUACAUUUCUGUGCUCUUUCGAAGAACAGCAGGAGUGAAAGCGUUUAGAUUAGCGGCUCCUGGAGGAUCUGAAACCUUAAUCUCAUUGCAAACAGGAGGAGCUCCAGUCUGGAAGCUGGGGUUCACAUUUAACACGGAAACACUGUUGUAAUUUUUUAUUAAUGAACUACACACUUUUUGUGUGUGGAAAACAUUGUGCAAAAUUUAAAGUGCAAAUGUUACAGUUGGCAUGCUGCUGCUGUAUUGAGCUUAACAAGAUGUUAAUGUACCUGAUGGUCAUGUAUUAGCAGCCUCUGGUGGCUGACGCUAACUCCUACUCAUCACAUCACAGCACCCAUUAAAAUAUUGUAACUUUUCUAAAAGAUUAAACGAAACACGAAAAGAAGAAACUACAACAUUUAUGUGACUUUUUCCACUUCACUCUGAAUGAUGUU
This is a messenger RNA of Entelurus aequoreus (snake pipefish), 3767 nucleotides long. Its product is annotated as CUB and sushi domain-containing protein 1. Bases 2484 to 3125 code for a protein of 213 amino acids. The transcript has 5 exons. The record is from RefSeq and is a predicted model, not a curated record. Lineage: Eukaryota; Metazoa; Chordata; Actinopteri; Syngnathiformes; Syngnathidae.